AUGACGACCGAGGCACAGAAGAAGAUAUUCAACGAUCCCAACUUUGUGAGCCGGUACAAGCUUGGUGAAGUUCUGACUGGUGAAUUUGCUCAGAAAAUACUCAGCCAGAUCGAUCUCUCCUCCACUAAGGAGCCAGUUCACUUCCUAGAUCUUGCUUGUGGUACUGGUAUAGUGUCAAAAUAUGCCGUCGAAAUUCUUUUUAAGACCAGGCUACAAAACAAGCUCUUGCCUGAAGACAGAUUUACUUGCGCUGAUAUGGCUCCUGCAAUGCUUGACGUUCUAAAGGCCAGGAUAGGAGAAGAGAAUUGGUCGACCGACGGCCAGCAGUUUGAAGUCGUCCAGGCCAAUAUGACAGACACAAAGUUGCCUUCAGAUAACUAUACACAUCUUGGCUGCAAUUUCGGUCCUGGACUCGCACCACAGCCUGAGAACACGCUUCGAGAGUCCUACCGAAUGCUGAGACCUGGUGGUGUUGCUGGAUGGACUUUCUGGCAGACUGUCGGCUGGUUCCCGGACGUGAGCAAGGCCAUGAAAGAGAUCCGUGCAGCUGCCGAGCAAAAGGUUGCCGAUGGAACUGCGACCGAGAACGACCAGAAGUUAGCGAACAUCCCUGCUUUCCUCUCCAUCGAGCAGUUCAUCGCCAAGGCUGCUGAUGUUGACCUCAACCAGACUCCACAUACACGCUGGGAUCGAGAAGACUUCGUCAAGGCCCAGGUAGAAGAGGCUGGGUUUACAGACGUCAAAGUGGAGGUUGUGAAGAAGGAUUUUACCAUGGACACGGCCUCGGCAUACCAGAUGGUUAAGCCCAUGUUCGGUCUGCUGAGAAACUUCUGGUCCAACGAAGACAAGGAAGCCACGAACGGUGUAGACAUAGACACGGCGAUGGAUCAAUGGUGGGAGAGGCGACUCAAACAAGACGACAUCCAAGACGACAAAAUUCUUUGGAAGGACUUCACAGCGACGGUUGUAACUGGACGAAAAGCACUUUGA
This is a messenger RNA of Lithohypha guttulata, 990 nucleotides long. RefSeq lists its product as uncharacterized. Lineage: Eukaryota; Fungi; Ascomycota; Eurotiomycetes; Chaetothyriales; Trichomeriaceae. Gene Ontology annotation, molecular function: methyltransferase activity. Bases 1 to 990 code for a protein of 329 amino acids. The transcript has a single exon. The record is from RefSeq and is a predicted model, not a curated record.